AUGGAUGUAAGUAUUUUCGUGUGCCAAUUUGAUGUUAUGAAAUGUCGACAUAUGAAUGUGCAGAAUUCUCACUUUUGCAGUCCCAACAUUUCAGGUAUGAGUCAUGAUUUCAGAUUCAUCGUGUCGCAUGGAGGAAACUUCGUUCACUCAGAUGAUGAAUGGAAGUGGAGAGGGGACAAAACCACUUCCAUUUUAGUGUCGAGAAGUAUUACCGUAGCAGAACUUGUGUUACGAUUAAAGGAGAAACUUGGUAUCGUUGAAUCCCGCAAUGUAAUCGAAUUGAAGUUCAAAGUCCCGAACUUGAAUCUACCUCCGGCAGAGAUACGCGACGAUGAGGAUCUACAGUGGUACAUAUCUGUUCACAAGGAAACUGCACUAUGCAUGACAUAUUUGGUAUCCGAGCUCCCGAUUGUUGGUAUGGCAACAGAUGCAAAUUGUGAAGGGAACUUGUUCGGCCCAACGGAAUGUCCACUGAAUGUACAACAUGACGAGAUGAAUCAUCAGCACAGUGUGUCGCAAACCGAACCACCUGAACCUCCAAUUGAGCGUAUAGAGGCUGCAGCAUCCGUCGAACACUUAGAGAACCCAUUACAUGGUACAGAUCGUGCUAUUAUUGCUGAAAUAGACGAGACAAUGUCAUCAAAUUCCAGACGUUCGUGCACAGAUGAGUGGAUUACAGCUGCAAAUACAUCGGUUCUCGUCGAGAAGCAAAUAUUCUUUACCAAGAAACAGUUGUACUCGAAGCUUCAUGUACUUGCUUUGCAAGAGAAGUUCCAAUUUCGGUGGAUGCUACGUGCUUCUACUAUCAAGCAAUCUGCAAUCUUCAUGAUCCGUAAGUUCGUUGCAGUUCACACAUGUUCCCUUGAUUUUCGUCGUAACGCACAUCGGCAUGCCACUAGUGCUGUAAUUGCGGAGCACAUUUUGGGAAAAUUGGAUACUCCAUAUAGAUCAUAUCCGCCUACUCAUAUUGCACGUGAUAUGGAACAUGAGUUUGGUGUGAAAAUCAGUUAUAACAAAGCACGUAGGGGGAAGCUCCAUGCCUUAAAUAUGCUACAUGGUACACCAAGGGACAGUUUUCAGAAAUUAUCUUCGUACUGUCACGUCGUAGGAGAAAGUAACCCGGGGACCGUUACCCACAUCGAAGUUGAUUCUUGUAAUAGGUUUUGUUACUUCUUCGUAGCUUUUGGUGCAAGCAUUCGUGGAUACAUGCAGUACUUGAGACCCGUUAUUUGUGUUGAUGGCAGUCACUUGAAAGGUUCAUACAAAGGUACACUCCUAGUGGCAACUGCCCAAGAUGGUAACAAACAGAUUUAUCCGUUGGCAUGGGGGAUCGUGGAUGCUGAAACCAAUAAAUCGUGGAAGUGGUUUUUGUCGAACUUGAAAGACCUUAUAGGGGAUUCCAAAGAACUCGUGUUCGUUUCAAACAGGAAAAAGAGUAUUCAGAAAGCUAUUUCUCAGUUGUUUCCGUCGUCUCGGCAUGGUUGUUGUAUAUGGCAUAUGGAAAAGAGCCUAAUACAGCGGUAUAACAACGCAAGCCUAUUAUUUCUAUUCAAACAAGCUGCUGCAACUUUUCGGGUCGAGGACUUCGAACGACUCAUGGGACAGAUUCAUAGAGUGAGGGAAAGAGCGCACGGGUACUUAGAGCGAGCGGGAUAUUCAUUUUGGUCCAGAGCACUAUUUAUUGGACACCGUUACAAUAUUAUGACAAACAACAAUGCAGAGUCGUUGAACUCGAUGUUGAGACAAGCCCGGUCGUUACCGAUAACCUGCUUGGUUGAACACAUUCGGAGUACUAUGCAGAAGUGGUUUUACGAACGUCGAGCAAAUGCGGAAGAAUGCAGUACCUUAUUGACACCAAGGAUGAAGAACGAGCUACGGACGACUUUCGAAAAUGGAACUAGGCUUCGAGCCCAUGUCCUGACAAACAACUUGACGCAGGUUGGAAUAUCCAACGACACGGACAUAGUUAACUUGUCCGAAGAAACCUGCACAUGUCGUAAGUUCCAACUAAACCGCAUGCCAUGUGUUCAUGCAAGUCGUGCUGCUCGCUUUAGAGGGAAGACGUUGUACGAGCUUUGCUCCCGUUAUUAUUUAUUGGACUACUGGAAGGGUGCCUACAGCGAAACUAUAUAUCCUGUUCCGAGGAGAGUGGAUUGGGUUGUUCCGAGCUUAAUUACAUGUACUCCUAUUUUCCCACCACUCGUACGUCGUCCUCCAGGUAGACCACCAACCCGCCGUACGCGUUCUAAGUAUGAGUAUGCAUGGUCUACCAGAAAAUGUACCCGCUGUGGUAGAGUUGGUCAUAAUCGGACCACGUGUUCAAACCCCCGUGUAUCACAUGCUUCUUAA
Messenger RNA from Olea europaea var. sylvestris, 2349 nucleotides. RefSeq lists its product as uncharacterized. The coding region runs from base 1 to 2349 and encodes 782 amino acids. The transcript is spliced from 2 exons. NCBI's taxonomy places the organism in Eukaryota, Viridiplantae, Streptophyta, Magnoliopsida, Lamiales, Oleaceae. Gene Ontology annotation, molecular function: zinc ion binding; nucleic acid binding. The record is from RefSeq and is a predicted model, not a curated record.